This is a messenger RNA of Cynoglossus semilaevis (tongue sole), 1719 nucleotides long. It is a transcript of the gene smyd1b, whose product is annotated as SET and MYND domain containing 1b. The coding region runs from base 208 to 1677 and encodes 489 amino acids. The transcript is spliced from 10 exons. Lineage: Eukaryota; Metazoa; Chordata; Actinopteri; Pleuronectiformes; Cynoglossidae. Gene Ontology annotation, cellular component: nucleus. Gene Ontology annotation, molecular function: protein binding; histone H3K4 methyltransferase activity. The record is from RefSeq and is a predicted model, not a curated record.
CAGUUUAAGAGAUGGCCGUCUAUUUUAGUACCUUGGCUGGGGAAUGUGCCGUUGUCAUUUAAGAACACAGUGGGCACAGAUUAGUCUUUGAGUUCCUCAACUACCUCGUCACUCUUUUAGCCUCUUACUCCAACUGCAACACUCCCCUCUAAACUGCUCUCCUUCCACACACACCAACGUGUCAGGGACCUUUGCAGCUACGGUACCAUGGAGAACGUGGCGAUAUUUGACUCACCAGGAAAGGGACGGGGCCUGAAGGCAACCAAGGAAUUUUGGGCUGGAGAUGUAAUUUUUUCUGAGCCCAGUCUUGCAGCUGUUGUUUUUGACAGUCUAGCGGAGCGUAUUUGCCACAGCUGCUUCAGGAGACAAGAAAAACUCCAGAGAUGUGGCCAGUGCAAGUUUGCUCACUAUUGUGACAGAACCUGCCAACGAGCUGGCUGGGCUGAACAUAAGCAGGAGUGCAGUGCCAUCAAGGCCUUCGGAAAAGCGCCAAAUGAGAACAUCCGUUUGGUGGCUCGCAUCAUGUGGCGAAUUGACCAGGAGGGUAGUGUUGUGUCUGACAUGCAGAUAACUACGUUGGACGAGCUGGAGGAUCACCUUACUGAUCUGCAGGAGGAUGAGAUGAAGGAGUUCAAAGUGGACAUCCACAAUUUCCUAGAUUACUGGCCCCGAGGCAGCAAACAGCACACUGUGGACGAAAUCUCACACAUUUUAGGAGUGAUCAACUGCAAUGGCUUCACAGUGAGUGACCAGAGGGGUCUUCAGGCAGUAGGAGUUGGCCUUUUCCCUAACUUGUGCCUUGUGAAUCACGACUGUUGGCCAAAUUGCACUGUAAUCCUGAAUCACGGCAAUCAAUCAGCUGUGAAUACUAUGUAUCAUUCUCAACGGAGGAUUGAGCUGCGUUCUUUGGGUAAGAUCAAAGAGGGUGAGGAGCUGACAGUUGCAUACGUGGACUACUUGAAUUUAUCAGAGGAGAGAAAAAAGCUGCUGAAAACUCAGUAUUUCUUUGACUGCACAUGUGAGCACUGCACAAACCACAUCAAGGAUGAUCUGAAGAUGGGUGGAAAGGAGGUGGAAGGAGUCAAGCCUCCAGAAGAGCAGGUAAAAGAGGCAACAGACUUUUGCUUUGAAAUUCUGGAAAAGAUAGAACAGGCUCGACUAAAUGCUGACUACCAUGAGGUGGUAAAACUCUGCACACAGUGCAUUGAGAAGGCAGAGCCAGUGUUGGCCGACACUCACAUCUACCUGUUGAGAGUGUGGAGUGUAUUCAGUGAGGUACAGGCGUACCUGCAGUACUUUGAAGAAGCUGCUGACUAUGCCCGUAAAAUGGUGGAAGGAUACAUGAAACUGUACAACACCAAUAACGCCGCUCUUGGAAUGGCUGCCAUGAGAGCAGGAGUGAACCACUGGCAGGCUGGGCUGAUAGAAGUUGGACAUAGUAUGAUCUGCAAGGCAUACGCCAUUCUGAUGGUCACCCAUGGUGCAACACAUCCAAUCACAAAGGACUUGGAGGCGAUGAGGAUACAGACGGAAAUGGAGCUGAGGAUGUUCAAGCAGAACGAAUACGUUUACCACAGUAUGAGAGAUGCAGCAUUGAAGAAUAAACCAAUGAGCAUGAUGCACGAACCCAAGUCUAUGGAGGAAGGUAUCAAGAACCUUUUCCACCGCAAGAAGUAACCUCUGGAUCUCAGUCAAUAAAAUCAACCCAUUUACUUUAAA